Molecule: messenger RNA, 1303 nt
Organism: Drosophila innubila
Lineage: Eukaryota; Metazoa; Arthropoda; Insecta; Diptera; Drosophilidae
Gene: Creld
Product: cysteine-rich with EGF-like domain protein 2
Exons: 3
Coding region: 61-1182 (373 amino acids)
Molecular function (GO): calcium ion binding
Source: RefSeq, a predicted model, not a curated record
AACAUCCCUAAAACUACACGUAAACCUUAAAAAACCGCAGGCGACCAAAACAAAAAUAAUAUGCUAUUAAAAAUAUGUUUUGUGCUGUCGCUUUUAACAGUUGCAGCUGCUAUUGAUGAUCCACAAACGAAAAAGGAUAAAUCAACGAAGUUGCCGCCUUGUAAAGCAUGCAGCGUACUUGUGGAAUCGUUUAAUUUGGGAUUGGAGAGAACAAAACGAGGCAAACAUGCCGGUGGUGAUGCAGCUUGGGAGCAGGAGAAACUGCGAGCCUAUAAGAAAAGUGAGGUGCGGUUUGUGGAAAUCCAAGAGCAGCUAUGCACCGAGGUGAAGCGAGGACAGGACCACUGUCAUACACUAAGCAACGACCAUGAGUCGCUGAUCGAAGACUGGUUUACACACAAGCAGGACGAGGAGCCCGAUCUGCAUGCCUGGCUGUGCAUUAAACAGCUGUCCGUCUGCUGCCCACCUGGCACCUAUGGGCCAACGUGUCAACCCUGUACCGACUGCAACAGUAAUGGCAAAUGCAAGGGAAACGGAACACGCAAAGGAAAUGGCCAGUGCCUGUGUGACAAUGGAUACGCCGGCGUCAAUUGCAAUGACUGCAAUGAGCAACACUACGAAUCCUUUCGUGAUGCAACAAAGCUGCUGUGCACACCUUGUCAUGCUGCUUGUGGUGACGGCGGUUGCAACGGAUCUGGUCCUAAGAGCUGUCGCAAGUGCAAGGAUGGCUGGAGCAUGGAGACCGAAAGCGGCUGUGUGGACAUUAACGAGUGCUUGGACCAGCAACGAGCAUGUAAACCACAACAGUUCUGCGUUAACAAUGAAGGAUCAUUCACGUGCCUUGAAUGCGAUCGCUCCUGUGAUGGCUGUGAUGGCGAUGGACCGGAUAUGUGUAAGAAAUGUGCAGAUGGCUAUAACCUUAAGGAUGGCAAAUGUCAGGAUGUGUCGUCGCAGCAACGCGAUUCAUAUGUGAACAUCACACGGCUUCUCACCUACUUCGGCAUGUGCGUGGCCACGUGCGUCAUCUUUCAGAGCUCCACACACAUUGCAUACAUUGUCGGCGGAGCGGUGGCUAUCUAUAUAGCUGCGUCAGAGUAUUGGUUAAAUUCAACAGCACAAGGUGCUCAAAAGCCUGAAAUAGACACAAAGCAGCUUGAGGAUUUAAUUAUGAAGUCAUUAUAAACUAAACCAAUAUUGGAAUUUAUGCUGACAGAGCGUUCAAUUUAUUCUGUGAAUAAUUCGUACAAGAGCAUUUAUCUGCAGUAUUUUAAUUGUGCAUACUAAUAUUAUGUUUAUAACUUAU